CUCAGCCUUCCCGAAAAUGACCAGUACCUGGAAGACGACGACGAAGAAGACAGUCGCAAACAAAUGACAUUCUCUUCCGAGAUUAUCGAGAAGAUUAACUAAGCAAGUUUCGAACAGCAUGUCUUACGUGCCGCUGCCAACAGAGGACGUGAUUAUCGAGAACGAGGCUUCUAACGAAGCAAUCUCUCUAACUUCUCAAGAGGACGUUCACAAUUCACCUCAAAAAAAUUUUUUGGGAGGGGCAGGAACCGAAGCACCACCAAUACGGAAUCUACCAACAACUCCAUCACAAGCCACCAGCAGCGAGGAACUCCCCGUCGUUAUUGAUACAAGACUCAGUGGUCACUACGAGUCCCCUAACGAUCUCACCAUCCAUUCUUCAACAACAUUACACAGUUCUGCCAGAUAGCUCAUUUCCUGGAGGUCGUCUAUAAAAGUUUACGCACAAGUGGAGAGAGAUGAUGAAUCGCCCAUGGUGGGUGUCCGUCAUAUCCAAAGGUUAUCGGACUCAAUGGUCUUCCAAACCAAUUCCAUGACGACACAAAGAAAUGACAUUUAAAACCGAAGAACAAGUAGCCGUCGAUUCAGCAGUGGAGAAGUUCUUUCCUGUCAAAGUUUUUUACAUCACUAGAAGCAGCCAAGAAACACCCGAUUUUGGACUGUCGCCGAGUCAAUCAAUGUAUCCAAGCAGAAUACAAGUUAAGAAUAUGGAAUAUUGAUAUCGUAGU
Molecule: messenger RNA, 728 nt
Organism: Rhizopus microsporus ATCC 52813
Lineage: Eukaryota; Fungi; Mucoromycota; Mucoromycetes; Mucorales; Rhizopodaceae
Exons: 1
Coding region: 119-409 (96 amino acids)
Source: RefSeq, a predicted model, not a curated record